Suillus subalutaceus is the source of this 1124-nucleotide messenger RNA. RefSeq names its product kinase-like domain-containing protein. Gene Ontology annotation, molecular function: ATP binding; protein serine/threonine kinase activity. The record is from RefSeq and is a predicted model, not a curated record. The transcript has 7 exons. Gene Ontology annotation, cellular component: cytoplasm. Bases 10 to 954 code for a protein of 314 amino acids. Gene Ontology annotation, biological process: protein phosphorylation. Lineage: Eukaryota; Fungi; Basidiomycota; Agaricomycetes; Boletales; Suillaceae.
GCAAACACUAUGGCAUUCUCUGUAAAACAAAACGUCUUGUCAUGUUGGUCUGUUGGUCUAAAGAAGGCACUGUAUAGGUCCGACAUGAUCCAGGUUAAAUCAACAGAGAUUCCUCGGUCAUGUGUUUCCAGAUAUGAUAGUUUUCCUCAUUUCAUCGGAGAUUUGAGCGAUGUCUACCGAUGUACCAUGGUUUUAAAGUCCCAUGGAAAAAUAGAGGUGGCCAUCAAAUCCUUGAGGAUCCUUGAUUCGAGUGAAGAAGCGAUAAGGGCAUUGCGUAAGAGGAUCUAUGGCGAAGUGCGUGUGUGGGAAAUGUUGCAUCAUAAGAAUAUCCUUCGCUUUUUUGGGACGAUCUCAGGAUUUGGACCGCUCCCCGCAUUCGUAACUCCUUGGAUGGAGCGUGGAUCAUUGACGAACUAUCUGUCUCUCGAGUUUCUUAAUCUAUUGGAUAGAGACAAGCUCAUACUCCUUGAACAGAUUACGAAAGCUAUUCAGUACCUUCAUGACAAACAUGUCAUUCAUGGGAACCUCAAUGGGCACAACAUAUUGAUUGAUUCCAGAGGAAACGCCUACGUAACAGACUUUGGACUGUCGUUGAUCCUUGCGGAAUGCGAUAGCUUGUCGUGCGAAGCCUACUACCCAGGAUCUAUACGCUGGGCUGCGCCUGAAUUGGUACAUCUUACAGACGAAGAAGCUGGAAAGCCGACUACCUGCUCCGACGUUUACUCACUCGGUUCCGUAAUACUUCAGGUGCUAUCCGGAAAGCUCCCUUAUCAUUGGCUGGAAGACCCACUUCACAUCAUAGCUGCUAGACACAAGGGCAUGCAACCCAUGGCAGUAGACAGUUCAGUUGACAGGCGCCACGUACCCUUUCUUCAAGAAUGCUGGUCAAGAUCUUCUGACAGACCAACGAUUGACCACGUUCUGAGUUAUGUUCAAAGUGCAUUACCACCGUAGUAAUUGCAGGCAGUUACUCUGAGAUCAUGGAAUUACACGACAUCAUCUUUUUACACAUUGAUCUUGCAUUGGUCUUUUUAUUUAUGGCGCACUAGCUGCGCAUGUCUUUCUAGUUAUGUAUUGUUACCCCACAAACGCUUGUUUUCUUGAAAAUAUUAUGCAGUUACGUA